Molecule: messenger RNA, 1956 nt
Organism: Laccaria bicolor S238N-H82
Lineage: Eukaryota; Fungi; Basidiomycota; Agaricomycetes; Agaricales; Hydnangiaceae
Exons: 4
Coding region: 1-1956 (651 amino acids)
Biological process (GO): DNA integration; DNA recombination
Molecular function (GO): DNA binding
Source: RefSeq, a predicted model, not a curated record
AUGGGCAGCAACCACAGCGUGAAAAAAUCAAAGGAGAGGAAGACCAAAGCCAAAACGGCUGACUUCGAGACCCUGCAAAACAUUCGCGAUGCCCGUUUGGUCGAAUAUGGCAAGUCCAAAAAUACAAACAAGGUGUAUGCUGGACACAUUGCCCGGGGACGAAAGUUUCUGGCUGAUAUCGUCGCAGAGAGGGAGUUCAAAGGCAUUGAGAUUUGUGACAAGGGAAUCCCUACCAUUGAGCUUGCGAAAGCUUUCGACAAGCCGCCAAACCGUUACUCCGCUGUUGCACUCGAGUUCUUCCUUGUUCAAAAAGUAUUCACGGAGGAACUGUCGAAAAGCUCCGCAGAAGGAAUCCAAGGAGCAUUUGCAGACUACUGGGAUAAAAUGGAGGGACAGACCUAUGCUGGUGCCUAUUCCCUGGAUGAAACCACUGGGAAGGUCUCUGGAUGUCCAGCUCGAGCUCCAGCUAUCCACGAUUUGAUGAAAGCGGUGAAAACUAGGGCAGCUACAAAGGGGGCAGCUGCAACACGGAAGCAUGCCGAGGCCAUGUCACUCGAGGACCUGCAAAAAAUUAUGGACUGGUCAGAGGGAAGAUGCCCCAAUGAACUAUUUGAUAACGUGCCAUCCAAUCCUGAGUCCGUCGCCCUGCAUGGCCUCAUGCGGGCGUUGUAUCCAACGCUGUUCGUGUUGAUGCUAAGGUAUGACCGUAUGAGAGUUUACACAUGUCCAAUUUGGGAAUUUAGCUUGAUAUCACCUUUUAGGGUUUUCGAAGGCCUCUCUCUACAGUAUGGCGAUCUUACGAUGGGCUUGAAGGGACCUGCACCAUACCACUUCCCUUAUUUUGAGGUCCGGCUUGAAGAGCGUAAGAAUUGGCAGAAGCAAGCGGGCUAUGAUGGUCCACGCACAAGUGGCAUUUAUAAGAUCUAUCAGCAAGAUAUCGGUGCAAUGGACAUGUUUACUCACCUCCAACGCUGGUUGAAAUAUUUGGAGGGCCGCCUCGGCCGUAGUCUCGAGUCUAGUGACUUUAUCUUCCCCCAUAUCUCGCAUAAUGGCACCAUUGAUCCGAAGCGCACUAUGUCAUAUGACACGUUCCAGAAGCACCUCAGCGAGUUCGUGGCUGGUGCUGGCCUGACGAAGACCUACACGACGCAUUGCUUCCGAAGAGGUGGCGCUCAAUAUCGGUUCAUGUAUGCACCGAUUGGCCGUCGCUGGUCUUUGAGUAUUAUUCGAUGGUGGGGUGGGUGGGCCAAAGGCGAACAGGUCGACACAAUGAUAAAAUACCUUGUAGAUUCACUCCAAAGCUAUGAGACAGGUCACGGAAACGCGUUGUGCCCAAUCGCAGCGGAGGCCGAUAAAAGCUUCAUGGGCGAACACAUCAACCAGGCGCCACCCUCUACUGAGGAAAUCCGGCAGUGGAAAAUCUCGAUGGAUCGUUCUCUCGGAAACGCUGUUUCUGAGAUUGUUGGUCAGGUCACAGCUGCCUUGUCCGAAACUCGCCUUUCUGCAUCUCCCAGCCCUGAGCCUAAUCUGGAAUCCCCUCCGUCAAUGAGUGUGGGAGAGCCAAUGCCUCAGGAGCGAUCUUCGCUGCGCCGUGGUCACAGUGCUCGCCACUCUUCCAAUCCGUACUCUGCACAUGCGCCAAACCGCCGUACCUCGAGCAUACCCAGCCACUCUGAUGUCGAUAGCCUGGCAGGAGAUGCCCAAACUCAAAGCCCCUCGGACAGCCUGAAUUUUCCCAUUCCUGGUGUGGUGAUCCCUGAUGUGAAGAAUUGGCGUGACGUAGUUCAGCAGUGGGAGCUUGGUGAUGCAUCGGUAAUGGCUCUGAAAGAUUGGCCAAAGGAGUGGUAUCAGGGUGGGAUGAAAAGGUUUACCGGCUCCUUGUAUUCCCAGAGAAAGAUGAUCGCUAACGAAUAUGAACGGUGUGUGAUUUCUUCAUCGGCUCGCAUGCACAUCUGA